Nicotiana tabacum (common tobacco) is the source of this 1295-nucleotide messenger RNA. RefSeq names its product expansin-A3. Gene Ontology annotation, biological process: plant-type cell wall organization. The record is from RefSeq and is a predicted model, not a curated record. Lineage: Eukaryota; Viridiplantae; Streptophyta; Magnoliopsida; Solanales; Solanaceae. Gene Ontology annotation, cellular component: extracellular region.
CUCACUUCCCUCCCGCUCUUCAUUCACCUCCAAAAUCCCUUUUCCUUUUCCAUUUCCAUUUCCCUCUUCUCUCUCCCUGUUUACUUGUUCACACACUGAAACACUUUAGUGUGUGAGAAAAUGGCUGUAACUAAGAUACUCUGCAUUGCUGCUACUCUUCUCUGUUUUCUCACCGCCGUCAAUGCAAAAAUCCCCGGAGUUUACACCGGCGGCCCCUGGCAAGGCGCCCAUGCCACCUUCUACGGUGGCUCCGACGCCUCUGGCACUAUGGGUGGAGCUUGUGGAUAUGGAAAUCUGUACAGCCAAGGGUACGGAGUGAACAAUGCAGCACUAAGCACAGUCCUAUUCAACAAUGGACUAAGCUGUGGAGCUUGCUUUGAAAUUAAGUGUGUUGAUGAUGGAAAAUGGUGCCUUCCCGGUAACCCGUCCAUUUUCGUCACGGCUACAAACUUUUGCCCACCAAAUUUUGCUUUGCCGAACGACGACGGUGGGUGGUGUAACCCACCCCGUCCUCAUUUUGACUUAGCUAUGCCUAUGUUUCUCAAAAUUGGUCAGUACCGUGCCGGGAUUGUCCCUGUCACUUACCGCCGAGUACCAUGCAGAAAAGCAGGAGGGAUCCGAUUCACAAUAAACGGGUUCCGUUACUUCAAUUUACUAUUGGUGACAAACGUGGCAGGUGCAGGGGACAUUCAGAAGGUUCUUAUUAAAGGCACAAACACACAGUGGAUAGCAAUGAGCCGAAACUGGGGGCAAAAUUGGCAAACCAAUGCUGUUCUUGUGGGCCAGGCCUUGUCCAUUAGGGUUAAAGCCAGUGACCAUCGCAGUGUCACCUCGACCAACGUGGCACCACCUAAUUGGCAGUUCGGACAAACCUUUGAGGGCAAAAAUUUCCGGGUCUAGAAUAUCACUAACCCGACCCGAAAACAACGAGCAGAAUUACUUAAAAGUUAUACCACAAAAUUUUAAGAAGAAAAAAAUUCCUACGUCUGAUUUUUCCUAGGCUUCAGUGUUUCUCUUUUUUACUGGGAAAUUUUGAAGUCUGAGGGGGAAGUAGUAUCUUCUUUGUCAACUAUUGUUUUUUCUUUUUUCUAUUACUUUAGUGUCUUUUUGUUAUGAAGUGGUGUGAUGGUAAAAGUGAAAAAGAUAAUGGAGGCUGAAGCGGCUGCAAAAGCACCCCAAAAAGAAUAGGGUAAGCAUGUAAGCCCGCAGCUCUAUUUGCAUGUUAGUAGUGAUGUGUAAUGGAACAUCAUAUGUUUCCUAUGAAUACGAAGAUAAUAUACUUUCUAUUUUAUAUA